AUAGUCAGUCUACGCCAGCCCCGCCCACCCAUCAUUUUCCUUUCUUUUCUUUUCUUUUCUUUUCUUUUAAUCCCAUCCUCGGCUAAUUAUUAUUACAUGGAUGAUUUCCCAUCCGAUGUGCCCCAAACCCAAAGUCACCAACCCCCCUACCCCCCUACACCCGUAGGACACCUACUCCAUCACCACCCUUCCCCCCCAAUCCUUUUGGGUCAUGGCCAACCACCGCCCCCCUCCUCCUCCUCCUCCUCCUCCACCAUCCCCCAUGAUGAGCCGCCACCGCCACCGGCCGCGUCGCCAACCCUCCUAUCCCUCGGCGGCCCGUCGGGCCACUCCACACCCCCCAACACUCCCAAAGGACACUCCAAUUAUCGGGGCGUCCGGGCGCGGAGCGGGAAGUGGGUGUCGGAGAUACGCGAGCCACGUAAAACUACGCGCAUAUGGCUCGGAACGUACCCGACUCCCGAGAUGGCAGCCGCCGCCUACGACGUGGCCGCUCUUGCCUUGAAGGGCCCUGAUACGACCCUCAACUUCCCAAACUUGAUCCUGUCGUACCCGAUUCCCGCUUCCUCCUCUGCGGGCGACAUUCGGAGUGCGGCCUCCAGUGCGGCAGCCUCGCGAAGGGUGAAACCGGAGGGCGGGGAGGGUCCGGAGCCCGGCGGAGCGGCGGAGAAUGCGGUUGCAGCCGCAGGCACGGAAUGCGCGUCGGGAGAGGAGUUCAUCGACGAGGAGGCGCUUUUCGACAUGCCGAAUUUGCUGGUGGACAUGGCGGAAGGAAUGCUGGUGAGCCCGCCAAGGAUUGAGUCGUCGCCCUCUGGAGAUGAUUCGCCGGCGAAUUCCGAGGGAGAGAGCCUCUGGAACUAUGAUUAAUUGAUGAGCCGAGUUGAGGUCUGAGUACUAGUCCACGUGCGUUCAUCUAUCAAUCAAUAGAAGAAGACCUGCUCCUGCCAAGCCAAAAAGAUAAGAAGAAGAAGAGAACCGCUAGAAGCCUAGAAAUAUUGGCAGCAAAUUUUAUAUAUCCAAAAAUUUUAUAUAUAUAUAUAUAUAUAUAUAUAUAUAUAAGAAAACAUAGUGACGAGUGGUCAACCCUUGGUGUGUUGGAUUUCGGGGACGAUGAGGUAUGCUUAGAAUCUACUUAGCUUUUCUUUUUGCAGGGCUAGGUACUUGAUUACUAGGUAAAUUAUCAGUAUUAAUGUACAUAUAUAAAUUAGAGCGUGAUGUCAUCCUUAGUCUUUUAUAAUAUAUAUUUUAAAUAUAUUUAUAUUGCA
Molecule: messenger RNA, 1265 nt
Organism: Malania oleifera
Lineage: Eukaryota; Viridiplantae; Streptophyta; Magnoliopsida; Santalales; Ximeniaceae
Product: ethylene-responsive transcription factor ERF027
Exons: 1
Coding region: 97-867 (256 amino acids)
Biological process (GO): regulation of DNA-templated transcription
Molecular function (GO): DNA-binding transcription factor activity; DNA binding
Source: RefSeq, a predicted model, not a curated record